Messenger RNA from Prunus armeniaca (apricot), 393 nucleotides. NCBI's taxonomy places the organism in Eukaryota, Viridiplantae, Streptophyta, Magnoliopsida, Rosales, Rosaceae. The record is from the annotation of a GenBank genome assembly.
AUGUAUUUAUGGACUGAUCAUGGUCAGGUUGGCAAAGAACCCACAUUGCCAUGCCAAGCUCAUUGUCAGGUUGGCGAAGAACUGACCUCAACUCACCAAGCUCAUUAUCAAGUCAGUGAGGAGCCCACCUCACCAUGCCAAGCUCAUUGUCAGGUUAGCAAUGAGCCAAUCUUAACUCGCCAAGCUCAUGGUCAAGUUGGUGAAAAGCCUACCUCACCAUACCAAGCUCAUGGUCAAGUUGGCAAAGAACCCACCUCGCCAUGCCAAGCUCAUUGUCAGGUUGGCGAAGAACUGACCUCAACUCACCAAGCUCAUGAUCAAGUCGGUGAAGAGCCCACCUCGCCAUGCCAAGCUCAUUGUCAGGUUGGCAAGGAGCCGAUCUUAACUCGCUAA